ACAGUGUAUAUGCAUUACUUCCUCACUUAGCAUGUGAGUGUGUAUCUGCUAUGGGCUCAGAAUGCUCCUGCAAAGUUUGGAUGUGGGAUGCCUGCUUGCUAUACUUAGCAGCAAAUGAGUUCUCUCUCCGUAUUUAAGCUCUUCGUUUGAGGUGUUACACUGGAGUCAUAUUGCUCCUCGCUGGUAAUGAUCUAUUUCAUAUCAAGUAAACCUGUUGGCUGCAGGCUGAAUGUAAUAUUGGGCUUGAUGAGUAACUGUUUUACAAUCUGCCAUCCAGAAAGUCAAUACGGACAUGGAUCAAACAGAAAAUAUUAAUGGAAAUCUUUACGAAAAAGAAGAACUCCUAGCAGGCUGUGACAAUGACAAGGAUUCUAAAGCUCCAUACUUUUUAGAAACACCUUAUGGAUACCAGUUAGACCUGGAUUUUCUUAAAUAUGUAGAGGACAUACAAAAGGGAAACACAAUUAAAAAAAUUACUAUUCUGAAAAAGCGUAAGUUGAUUCCAAAUUUUCCUAGUAGUAGGAAUGCUUCCCUAAAGGAAACUGGAUGGCCUUCAACAGACUCUCUUUCCUCCUCCAAUAGUGAUGAGAAUAAAAAAUCCCCCUGUCUAAUAGCAAGGAGACACACUGUAUCAAACACUUCCACACCAUCCAGUGCUCAAGAAGCCUCCCCUAAUUCUCUGGUUAUUCCUGACAAUAAGGAGAGAGCAUCUGCGUCUCCCCAGCUCCCUAAACACAAUUUUCAUGUAACAAAAACAUUAAUGGAAACACGAAGGAGGCUGGAACAAGAAAAAGUGAUCAUGCAGAUGGCAUCUUCCUUCAGUGAUGUACGGAGGCCCAGGCUGGCUAGUUUUGGUGGCAUGGGCUCUACUGGUUCUUUGUCAUCCUUCCCUGGCUCCACAGGACACCAUAUAAGUGCCCAGCAACUUCAGAAUGGACACCAAGUGAAUGGGGAAUACAAUGCCUACUUUACACCCUCUAUGGGAAGUUCUAUACGUCACAGCCCAAUAAGUUCAGGGGUAACUACUCCGGUGACCAGUAUUAGCCCCAUGCAUCUCCAGCACAUUCGAGAGCAAAUGGCUAUUGCACUUAAGCGUCUAAAAGAACUCGAAGAACAAGUAAAAACAAUCCCCAUUCUGCAGGUGAAGAUUUCAGUAUUACAGGAAGAAAAAAGACAGCUUGUUUCUGAAAUCAAGGGCCAAAAGACAAGCAACCAAAAUGAUACAAGUGGUUUUCGUAAAAGGUCAUACAGUGCUGGCAACGCAGGUUGCUUCGAAUCCAGGUCGAAACUAAAAACUGGAGGAGAAUUGCAUAUAGACUCUGAUGAAGAAUUGGAAACACCAGAACAGAAUUCUCAGACGAUUAAGGAAUUUAGACAACUGACAGCUGAAAUGCAGGCUCUAGAAAGGAAAAUACAAGACAGCAGUUUUGAGGCGUGCUGCACUUCAACGCCAAGUAUAGAUUCCAAAGCAAAAGAGAAAUGUUGUCGAUCUGUUGCUGUGGGUUCUGAUGGGAAUAUGAAUGAUAUAGUUAUAUACCAUAAAUCUAUCAAAUCAAGCCGAGAAGCCUCUGUAGGGACUGAUAUGGAGGUAAAGAGCACAGGGGUUGGGGUAACAGAGGAUAUGUUGGGGUUAGCUACUGAAGCUGAAAAAGAGAUUGAUCUUCAGCAACAAACAAUUGAAGCACUUAAGGAUAAAAUAUAUCGAUUAGAAACAGACUUAAGGGAAACUACAUAUGCUAUGGAGAUGACCAAACUAAAGCUAGAGAUACAAGCAGCUGGAUCAAGACAAAAAGUUGAUAAAGCCAUAUUGGUUCAGCCAUUAAUGUUCAGUAAAUCUGUUGAAGCAGCAGUAGAAAUGAGGGACCAGUGCAUAGGCAACUAUGUGGAGUUUGUAGACUCUUGUGUUGGUAACUACCUGGAUACAAACAAUAUUGGUAUUUUAUGCAAGCCUUCCCUUCAAAGUUUAGCUGUGGGCCCUGACUUGCCAAUGAACUUGUGGAUUGUAAAGGAGAUGGCAGAAACUUGUGACAUGGGAACGGGAAGAGAGCUUGAGAUGUGUGACAAAAUUGUUGGCACUGACAGGUCAUUUAUGAAAAAUGAACUCAUUGACAAGGAAACCGAUACUAUAGCUCUUAACAAGACACAUAUGGAAAUGAAAGAAUUGAAAUCAAUUGGAUGUGGAAAUUGUUCAGUAGAUGUUACUGUUAAACCUGUAACAGAAUCUGUGUCACGUGGAAUGAAUACAGAGUUGGUAAACAAGGUGGAUUCUGCAAUUACAGUUUCACCUUGGACAGCUAACCAGCAAACCAACACAGAAAUGGAUAUUGUAAGUCAGUUCACUAACACUGAAGUUCCAAGUCUUCAUGAUGCCAGCACGAGCACAGUGUUGAGCACUUACUCUAAACAAACAAACACAGACAUUGUGGUGAUGCGAUCAGUGGCUAUAGGAGAUGGUAGGAUCAAAGAAAUAAAUGCUUUACCAAAGACUCGUUCCAUUGGUGUAUGUACUUCAGAUUCAGAGGUAGAAAAUUAUUUCUCUGUCACAAAGACCAGAGACUUUGGAGUAGGUCAAAUAAACAUCACAGAUAACUUUCUGGUUGGGAUGAAAUUACGAAGCAUAGCAUGUGGCCCUAGUGAAUCUGAUCCCCAGUCUACCAGUACAAGGAGUGUGGCUGUAGGAGAUGGAGCCUUGCAGGAAACAGAGAAUCAUUUUACCUCAGGCAAAGAAUCAGAAACUGAGACUCCUGCUUUAGACCAUUACAUUGAGAGGGUGCAGAAACUGCUACAGGAGCAGCAAAUGCUUCUUGCUGAAAACUACAGUGAACUAGCUGAAACAUUUGCAGAACCUUAUUCACAGAUUGGUUCUCUCAACUCCCAACUCAUCAGUACUCUUUCCUCUAUUAACUCUGUGAUGAAGUAUGGCAGCAAUGAAGAGCUGCAGUGCUUUGGCAACCAAAAAUUAUCAAUGGAAUUGGGUUCCACUGAAGGACCUCAGCUUGAUCCUCGAGCAGUUAACGACAAUGCCACUUCUGGUUCUCAACCUGUUGGUCUUCAUCAGAGAUCAGGUGCCAUGCAGCUUGAUAUGCUCAGUAUGAUGAAAACUACAGACGACUUAUGUGCAGCGCUUCCCUCCGGUCUUCAUAACCAAAUGCAGAUCACGGAUGAAGACUUUGCUUCUGACAUUUAUGUAAAUGCAAGUGGCCAGGUCACACUGAAGUCCAUAAUGAAAAGAACGGAUGAGAAAAAGGAGUCUUCAAAUACAAAGAAAAAUCUUCAGUUUGUUGGUAUAAAUGGAGGGUAUGAAACUACAUCAAGUGAUGAUUCAAGUUCUGAUGAAAGUUCCUCAACAGAGUCUGAUGACGAAUGUGAAAAAGAUGAAACUUUUAAUGAGUCUGACGAGAUAUACCCUGGUGUGGUAAGGGGGCAACAAGAAGUUCCUGAAUCUCCAAGUGAUGCAGAGAAAGAACAAAUGCAAGUGACAGAAAAAGAAACAGAUAAAGUAGAAAUUAGAGAAAGAUAUGAGUUAAGUGAGAAAAUGCUGUCAGCAUGCAAAACGCUGAAAGAUGCAGUGGAUGAUCCCAGGGCGUUGGCAAACAAGGAUGUGAGGUCGUGUUUGGUCACCAUACAGAACGAAUGGUUCCGUGUGUCCAGUCAGAAGUCUGCCGUACCUGCAAUGGUUGAGGAUUACGUAGCUGCAUUUGAAGAGAUCUCCCAUGCUGUCUUGAGCUAUAUCAUCAAUAUGGCUGAUGGGAAUGGAAACACAGCUCUUCACUACAGUGUGUCUCAUUCUAAUUUUGAAAUAGUAAAGCUGCUGUUGGAUGCAGAUGUGUGUAAUGUAAAUCACCAGAACAAGGCUGGCUACACUCCCAUCAUGCUCGCUGCUCUUGCAGCUGUAGAAGCAGCCAAGGACAUGCGAGUGGUGGAAGAACUCUUCAGCUCGGGAGAUGUAAAUGCCAAAGCAAGUCAGGCCGGCCAGACAGCCCUCAUGCUUGCAGUAAGCCAUGGGAGGAUAGAUAUGGUGCGAGCGCUCUUGGUAUGUGGUGCAGAUGUCAAUAUCCAGGAUGAUGAAGGCUCCACAGCAUUAAUGUGUGCAAGCGAGCACGGACAUGUGGAGAUAGUCAAGCUGCUGCUGGCUCAGCCUGGUUGCAAUGCUGCCUUGGAAGACAAUGAUGGCAGUUCAGCACUGUCCAUAGCUCUGGAUGCUGGGCAUAAAGAUAUAGCAGUUCUCCUCUACGCUCAUGUCAACUUUUCUAAAACACCAUCUCCGAGUACACCCAGGCUUGGCAGGAAAAUCCCACCCAGCCCAACACACAGAGGCCCAUUUGAUAGUUAAUUGUGAUGAGGAGAGAAAUACUUUGUCACCUCUAAGCCGCUGCUGCUAAUUGUUCCUGUUUUAGUGACAGAUAGUGAAUGUACAUGUCUAGUGCCUGAACGCACCGGAAGACUGAAGCAAUAUGUGUAUUUGUCACUACAAACGCGGCCUCCUAAAACUGGAAGUGAGAAUAAUAACAUAUGACGUGGCUGUGCUGUAGCUUUUACAUCACAUUGUGGUCUUAUUCCCUGGAACCUCUAUGUAAAAAGGCUUAAACUACAGAUAUAUAUUUAAUUUGCAACUUUACAUAAGUGCCAUCGUACCUGCAGUGUGGUUAUCAGCAACGUUAUUGUUAUAUUAUGCUAAAUGGAACUGCGCAAAUAUUCCAUUCCGGACUGGUCUAUUACACUAAAGAAGCCCUUUUACAGCAUCCAGCUGUUCAGCUGGGCACAUGUAUUUUUUGUUUUUAGAUGCAAAGUGUAAAAAAGCCUCAGUAGAUUUGAACAGAUUUAAGUAUUUUCAGAUUUGUACGUAUUAUGUAACUUUUAUAUUAAAGAACGUUUAUCUUCAAGCUACAAGUAACUCAGUAUUCUUUGGGUAUUUUGUAAUCUGUGAGAGAAGAAAAUGGUAAAUGUCACAAAAGCAUCUACUGAAGCUAUAUUUUUUUAAAUGUAUUGUACGUUUAUUAAUAUCUAUAUAAAGUUUAUUAUAAAAUCAGACUGUUAGGGUCAUCAGUUACUGUAUAUGAUAGCAAAUAUAACAAAAUGUCUAUGAAUAUUUAUAUAAUAGCUUAUUUCUUUUAGAUUGUAUGUUUUUAAAUGUUUGAAGUGCCUUACACUCUUGCCAUAUAUUCUCAAUAAACAUUUAAAUAAAAUAAA
Messenger RNA from Bombina bombina (fire-bellied toad), 5190 nucleotides. It is a transcript of the gene KANK1, whose product is annotated as KN motif and ankyrin repeat domains 1. The transcript is spliced from 12 exons. The coding region runs from base 293 to 4333 and encodes 1346 amino acids. Gene Ontology annotation, cellular component: cytoskeleton; cytoplasm. Gene Ontology annotation, molecular function: protein binding. NCBI's taxonomy places the organism in Eukaryota, Metazoa, Chordata, Amphibia, Anura, Bombinatoridae. The record is from RefSeq and is a predicted model, not a curated record. Gene Ontology annotation, biological process: negative regulation of actin filament polymerization.